CGUUAUUGUCACAUAAUGGCAGCGGUAGAAGACGUUUUGAAGGAUACGGCUAGUAAGGAACCCCAGGCCACCCUGGAGUUAGAAACACAAUUGAACCACAUCACGUUGGAUGACGAAGAUGAAGAACCAUUGGAGGUAGAUGACUCUGAUGUAGACGUGCUUCGCAUGGAGGCAGUUCGUCGUUUGGGACUGAUUGGACACCUCUUAUAUGAAAAAGAACCAAACAUCAAGUCAAUGAAGAUAGCGUUAGCAAAAGCAUGUAAGUUAAGAAAGGCUUUCCAGAUUACAGAGCUGGGAGAUAUGUUGUUUGUUUUCCAGUUUCUAGGUAUGGAUGAUAGGAAUAAAGUUUGUUAUGGGGGACCUUGGCACUAUGAGAAUUCCCUUAUUGUGUUCAAGGCAAGCACAAUGAUUCAGAAACCAAAUUGUGAGGAUCUGCACUUGAUCGAUCUAUGGAUACGUGUUGAGGGCUUACCAGCGGAGCUACGAACACAAAAGAUUGUUGAAAAGAUUGUUACAAGAUUUGGAGGUCUAGAUUGGUUUGAUAAUGGAGUUGGAACAAUGUGGGAUGAUUACAUGUGAUUAAGGGUUUAUCUAUCGAUAAACAACCCCCUAAAGAAGAAGAUUAAACUGAACAUCUCAGGGGAACUGGUGGAAUAUCCAAUUAAGUACGAGAAGCUACCCAUGUUCUGCUAUUCAUGUGGGAAAAUUGGGCAUCAUAAAUUGAAGUGCAAGGUAAAGCCAAAACCAGCGUUAGAUCCUUUUGGAUAUGAGUUAAGGGUGGCAACCCCGGGGCAAAAAAAUUGGCUCUCAUAUACAGCCAAGAAAGAGGAUGCAGAAGUGUGGGACGCUUUGAAACAAAAAUUUGAAAUGGAGAGCAUUGGCUCAAACUCUGAUCACGAUAUGGUCCUAGAACAUGAGGACACUAAACAGAUGGAAGAGGAUACACCAAACCAGAAGAGGGUUGCAGGGACGACACAGGUUCAGGAGGCUCCCGCAGUUGAACAGCCAAAGGAGCUUGCUGUGACUAAACAGGCACCCACUCAAGAAAUUAAACAACAACGCAGAAGUAUACUGGAGCCCUAAAGAAGUUUGUGAUGGAAAGUGAGGAAGGAAAGAGGACUGGUAGGAGUACUGCCAGAGUUUGGAGAAGGCAGGAGCAAAGGUAGCCAAAACCAUCUACGGGUGUCUAGCUAACCCCACAUAAAAGACAUGCAACAUAUCAAGAACAAGGGGAAGGAAAAGAGGGACACAAAUCAGAGGCUGCAAAGAAGGCAAGAACACUAAAUUUUCCUGGACUGGAAGGACAAGAGAAUAGAAACCAAAACAACACAUUGGAUGGCGGUGUGGCGCGAAGCCUAUUAAAGAGAAGGCUUGCCAGCUCAAUGAGUAACUUGUGCUAUAAUUGUUGGGGUUUGGGGAGUCCCCUGGCAAUUAAAAAGCUGGAUCGUCUGAUCCAAAGAGAAAACCCCAAAGUGAUCUUUCUUAUGGAAACCAAGAAGAAGGAAAAUGAACGAGAGGAGGUUGUUAAUAAGUUUCAAGGUUAUAAGGGUUUUGGUGUGGGUUCGGAAAGAAGAGCAGGAGGUUUGAUAGUACUAUGGCAUGAAGAUAUUCAGUUGAAAAUCAAGGGGUGUUCAGCAAAUUACAUAAACAUGAAGAUUGAAGAAGAUGGUAACAUUUGGCGAUGGACUGGAGUCUAUGGUUGGCCUGAACAGAGGAAAAAGCACCUGACCUGGGAUCUGCUCAGGUAUUUAAAAUCUCUAACCGAUGUGCCAUGGAUGUGCUGUGGGAAUUUCAAUUUAAUCAAACACUAUGCGGAAAAGAAAGGUAAACAACCAGCGAAUGGUUUCAAGAUAGAUGGUUUCAAUAGAGCUCUUGAGGACUGUCAGUUAGAGGAUUUAGGUUUCUAUGGUAACCAUAUACGUGGGAUAAUAACCACAAAGAUGAGACCUACUUAGAGAAAAGACUAGAUAGAAUGGUGGCCACAGAGUCAUGGAGGAAACUAUACCUUGAAGUUGGGGUGUAUCAUCUCAGAUGUUGUGGUUCUGACCACAAUCCCAUCCUCUUGAAAACGAAUGUGCUAGUGGAGGAUGUGAAAUGGGCCACUACUUCAAAUUUGAAGCUUUCUGGCAGGAUCAUGAAGACGGUAAGCAGUUUAUUAAGGAAGGCUGGGAAGCAGAUAAAUAUGGCUCAACAAUCGGAAGAAUCAGAAUCUGUUAAGAGAGGCUAAGGAGUUGGAGCAAACAGACCUUUGGCAGUAUGAAAGCUCGAAGAAUAAAGACAGAAAAUGCUUGGAGAAGAUUGACAAAAUGAAUAAAAAUGAAGCAAUCCUGGCACAAAGACGAGUUAUUGAGAAUGAGCUGGAAGAGAUUUUGCUCCAGGAGGAAUUGAUCUGGAAACAACGAUCCAGAAAUGAAUGGUUGAAACAUGGGGAUAAGAACACGAAUUCUUCCAUAGACGAGCUUCAAAUAGGAGAGCUAAAAAUAUGAUUAAAAAACUUAAGGAUGAACA
Molecule: messenger RNA, 2508 nt
Organism: Linum trigynum
Lineage: Eukaryota; Viridiplantae; Streptophyta; Magnoliopsida; Malpighiales; Linaceae
Source: the annotation of a GenBank genome assembly